Gekko japonicus is the source of this 955-nucleotide messenger RNA. Its product is annotated as protein BTG1-like. Gene Ontology annotation, cellular component: cytoplasm; nucleus. Lineage: Eukaryota; Metazoa; Chordata; Lepidosauria; Squamata; Gekkonidae. The record is from RefSeq and is a predicted model, not a curated record. Bases 326 to 796 code for a protein of 156 amino acids. Gene Ontology annotation, biological process: negative regulation of mitotic cell cycle; negative regulation of cell population proliferation. The transcript has 2 exons.
CCGUGAGUGUGUGAGUGUUAGGGCGGGGGAGGGAGGUCGUCUCUUGUCUGUGCCUGUCGAUCUGUUUACUCCUCGCGCUCGGUCCCCCGGCGGCGCCGAGUGGGUGGCGGUAGGCUGGGCCGGCGGCACGGAUCGGGACCCCGGGUGGUCGUCGUCGUCCCCCCUCCGCGCAGAUACGCGCCCCUCCCCCGCAACAUCACAAUCGCCCCUCGCACCCUCCCGUAGCCGGAGCGGCUGCCAGCCUUCGCCCUUCCCGACCGCAGCGAGGGGAGCGAGAGAGCGAGCGAGGAGAGUCGACGGAGAGAGCAACUUGGGAAGGGCCAACAUGAAGACGGAGAUCUCCACGGCUGCGGGCUUCAUCACCCGCCUCCUCCGGACACCCGGCGGCAUCGGCGACGAGGAGCUGAGCUGCUUCAGCGACUCUUUACAGGAGUCGCUGCGAGACCAUUAUAAGCACCACUGGUUCCCGUUGAUGCCCUCCAAAGGUUCAGGGUACCGCUGCAUUAGGAUCAAUCACAAGAUGGACCCCUUGAUAGGAAAGGCAGCAGGCAUGAUCGGACUAAGCCACGAGAGACUCUUCCAGCUCCUGCCCAGCGAACUAACUCUGUGGGUAGACCCCUUUGAGGUGUCCUAUCGUAUAGGGGAAGACGGGUCUAUCUGUGUCCUCUACGAAGGCCCUCAGCCAAUAGUGAAGAAUGCCAAAGCUCUUGAGAGUAGGAGCAGCUGUAAAGAGGAAUGGAGAAUUGGCAGAGCCAGCCCUUCCAAGAACUACAACAUGAUGACAGUUUCCAGUUAAAAAUUAACAUUCCCUGUACAAUGAUGUAUGUAUGUAUCCCACUUUGAUAAUGAAGUUAGAUGGUGUAACUGAUAUGUUGAUUUUCACCCUAUAGUCAUUAAAGUUGUAGUAGUACUGCCAAAUUCUUUUCUUUUGUGGCCAAGGGCUAAUGUAUAAAAA